AUGCCCGGCUCCUCGCAGCCUCGGCGUUCGCAGAGUCAGAACCGUGCGUCUGCACCUUCGGUCCAGUGGUCGCCGGGUGCUGCCCAGAACUCUGUGCUAGAGAGCGACUGGGUGUCUCGUCUAGGAGAGGACCUCGUGGCCUUCAACAUGGGAGAUGAAAGGGAAGGGGGGAAAUCGAAAGAGAGCGCCAAGGACCCGGAGGUGUGGUACAACAAGGUCGAGGACGGGGCGGCAUGGUUCAUGAGGAAACAGCACAGGCAGGAGGCGGAAGCGUCCAAGAAGCGGAAGCGCGCGAGGGAAGCAGAAGCAGAGAAUACGGCCAUCUCCGGACCGAAGAGAAAGAGAGUCGGGGAAGCGGCGGUGGGGGGGAAGAAACCGCGACCGGGCACUGCUGUAGAAGCGAGUAGGGCGGCCGAGGCAGCACUUUUGGCGAGCUAUGUACCCGGUUGAUGUUGUUGCGCCCUGUUUCCCUCCCUGCUGUAUGCUAUACUCCUCAACGUAUGUCCUUUGUAUUCCCUUCGGCCUCUGUGCUGUGUUUCUUUUUUUCAUGUCCUCCCUGCCUACUCUGCUGUGUUGGGUACCUUGAUCUCGCUUUUGCUGCCGCCUUUGUGUUUGUACCUCUGGCUGUCUGCCCAUCUGCCGCCUCUUUGUCCUGUUUGCUCCGUUACUCCCAUGCCCUGGUGCGCAGUGCCUGGUGCUGGUACGUUAUCUUUUGAUUUUUUCUUUGGGCGGGUGUGGGAAGCGUCCUCCUUUGUUUUUGUUUUUGUUUCAUUUUGAUCGGUUUCCGAGGGCUCUUUUCUCGAACGGUCGGUGCGAUACCUGUUCUUUUCUUU
This is a messenger RNA of Ectocarpus sp. CCAP 1310/34, 833 nucleotides long. NCBI's taxonomy places the organism in Eukaryota, Phaeophyceae, Ectocarpales, Ectocarpaceae. The record is from the annotation of a GenBank genome assembly.